Messenger RNA from Cuscuta europaea, 1713 nucleotides. Lineage: Eukaryota; Viridiplantae; Streptophyta; Magnoliopsida; Solanales; Convolvulaceae. The record is from the annotation of a GenBank genome assembly.
ACCUACGUUCUAAACCAUUUUCACAAGAAGCUUAAUACGUAGUUGCGAUUAAUUUUAGAAGCUUUAAUAUAUUUAUACUACGUACUAGUUAACAAACUGCUGGGUUACUCACGAUACAUAUUACAUCCUCGUAGAUUCUGCGUUCGGAAAACUCGUCGAAGGACUCGUUAUAUCUUGGGGGAAGAUUUCGGACCACCGGAAAUACUUUCUUUAGGACAGUGUCUCGAGCUGUUUUAUUUUCUAAUAUUGUUUUGCAGGUUACAACGACGAAUAUCUCCAACAAUCUAAAGAAAGUAUGUCGUUGGAAACGGCUGCCCCAAAUUGCCGGAGAGAAAAGUAGAAGUCAUUAGCAUGCCGGAGUGCCUCGUAUCCGUCGGCUGAGAUAAGGAUGGACGAAAAGUCGCCGCAUACUUGCUUCCUGACCAUCCUGGUACGUGGUUGCCGUCUGUGUUUGCCGUCGGUUUUUACGGCCAGUGAAUUGAAUCAGUGAUUCGUAUCAACAAAUGAGCUUCUAUGGAUUACUGAAUGUGCUGCUAGCCUGGCACCAUCUAUGUCAACAUGUCUGCCGCGAAAUCUGAGGAUUCUCCUCUUAAAAACUCAAGAAACGGCUGAGAUGAACUCAUGAAAGAGGAAUGGCGUGCGUGUGUUUUGAGACAAGGAAGGUAGAGAAGUUACGUCCGCAUAAACGUGCAACCCAUUCAAGCUUUAACCCAUCUGCCACUUAUCAUGGAUCAUCACAGCACUUCUUCUUCUUCCUCAAUGCCAAUUCCCCACUUUUUCACUUUCCCAACCUUCAUCACAACCACAAAGAAAAAGACUUCCCAGGCACUCUUCCUUUCUUUAUUCUUCUUCACUUCCAUCAUAGUCUACCAUCUUCUCACACCUCAAUCUCAUCUUCUGGAUCAAAUUGGCUUCUUGUCCAAGAUCAUACCAGCACCCCCAAAAACCCGAGACAUGUUCCCAAUAUCUUCAACUUGUGACUAUUCUUAUGGAGAAUGGGUUUGGGAUGAAAACUAUUCCCGGGAUAGGUACACCGAGAACUGUUCAUUCUUGGAUCCCGGGUUCCGCUGCCAUGCCAACGGCCGCCUCGAUUUAGGCUAUCAGAGUUGGAGGUGGAAACCAUAUGGUUGUGAUCUUCCAAGGUUUAAGGCAAGUGAUCUUUUAGAACGGAGCCGGAACAGUCGAAUAGUUUUUGCUGGUGAUUCCAUAGCUAGAAACCAAUGGGAAUCUUUCUUGUGCAUGUUAGCACGAGGUGUUAAUAAUAAAUCCAGCAUUUACGAGGAAUCAGGGAACCCCAUAAGCAAACACCGAGGCUAUCUCUCGAUGCGGUUUCAAGAAUUCAACCUCACCGUCGAGUACUAUCGGGACCCAUUCCUUGUAACCCUUGACCGACCACCGGUCAAUGCACCAAAGGAAGUGAAGGGUGUGGUUCGACUUGACAAGCUUCACUGGUUUGCAGCAAAGUGGGUUGGUGCAGAUGUCAUCAUAUUUAGUGCAGGUCAUUGGUGGAACGAUGAUAAAACCACUAAGAUGGGAAUAUAUUUCCAGGAAGGGGAGGCUGUGAACAUGACCAUGCAUGUCACAGAGGCAUUCCGCCGAUCCUUGAAAACGUUGGCUACCUGGGUAACACAGAAUCUGAAGCCCAAGACUCAUGUCGUCUUUCGCAGCUAUUCCCCAGUGCAUUACAGGAAUGGAACGUGGAAAUUAGGAGGU